GACCAGUCUCGGACUCGUCGCCCUCCUAUCAAAUAGAGUUAACCAUCUCUCCCCACAAACUCAAACUCCCAACCCCCAUUAUUCCCCAUUAUUGUUCCCCCCCUAUUUAUUUUUCUUUAUUUUUAUUUUUAUUCAUUCAAAACCUCUCUCCUCAUUCUUCAACUUUCUUUUUCUCUCCCAGAAAUUCUCUGUUUUUUGCUUACUCUCUGAAGAAUUCUCUGAGACAAUGGACAUGGGUGCGCAGUACAAUCCUCGAACAGUUGAAGAAGUUUUUAGGGAUUUUAAGGGUCGUCGUGCUGCUUUGAUUAAGGCUCUCACUUCUGACGUUCAGGAAUUUUAUCAACUGUGUGACCCAGAGAAAGAAAACCUUUGCUUGUAUGGGUUUCCCAGUGAGCAGUGGGAAGUCAAUCUUCCUGCUGAAGAGGUACCUCCUGAGCUCCCAGAGCCUGCUUUGGGCAUAAAUUUUGCAAGGGAUGGGAUGCAGGAGAAGGAUUGGCUAGCUUUGGUUGCUGUUCACAGUGAUGCCUGGUUGCUUUCUGUUGCAUUCUAUUUUGGAGCUAGGUUUGGGUUUAAUAAAAAUGAAAGGAAGCGGCUGUUCUAUAUGGUAAAUGAACUCCCAACGAUAUUUGAGGUUGUGACUGGCUCUGCUAAGAAACAAGUGAAGGAGAAAUCUCCAGUUCCUAAUCACAGCAACAACAAGCCAAAGUCAAACUCAAACUCAAACUCCAAAUUGGGUAACAAGUGCGCAAAGGAUAUUAUUCCACAGAGGUAUGUAGAGGAAGGCUUCGAAGAAGAUGAGGAAGAGGAUGAGCAUGGGGAUACCUUAUGUGGUGCAUGUGCAGAAUCGUAUGCAUCAGAUGAGUUCUGGAUUUGCUGCGACAUUUGUGAAACUUGGUUUCACGGCAAGUGCGUGAAGAUCACACCCGCCAGAGCUGAGCACAUCAAGCAUUACAAAUGCCCAUCUUGCAGCAGCAACAAAAGAGCUCGGCCAUGAAAUGACAUCGGGGUAUCAACUUAAUCUGUUCAUUAGUUUUAUCGGCUCCAACUUGUGCAUGUCUAGAACUUUCCGGUAGGAUCUAGGGUCUUUAGUCGCGGACCUGAAAACUGCUUUAGUCUGUAGAUUAUGUUUAAUUGAGGUUUUAUAAAUUCUAUAUCAUCAGUUUAAAACUAAUUAUUAGUGUUCUUUGCAAAAGUAA
Molecule: messenger RNA, 1196 nt
Organism: Spinacia oleracea (spinach)
Lineage: Eukaryota; Viridiplantae; Streptophyta; Magnoliopsida; Caryophyllales; Amaranthaceae
Product: PHD finger protein ALFIN-LIKE 4-like
Exons: 5
Coding region: 227-994 (255 amino acids)
Biological process (GO): regulation of DNA-templated transcription
Cellular component (GO): nucleus
Molecular function (GO): transcription cis-regulatory region binding; histone binding; transcription coregulator activity
Source: RefSeq, a predicted model, not a curated record